Molecule: messenger RNA, 844 nt
Organism: Microcebus murinus (gray mouse lemur)
Lineage: Eukaryota; Metazoa; Chordata; Mammalia; Primates; Cheirogaleidae
Gene: MED31
Product: mediator complex subunit 31
Biological process (GO): regulation of DNA-templated transcription
Cellular component (GO): mediator complex
Molecular function (GO): transcription coregulator activity
Source: RefSeq, a predicted model, not a curated record
ACGUUGGGCCCCCGCCCCUGCUCUCCGAGGCGCUCCCGCAGCUCCGGCACCGCCCUCCGGCAGUUUGGGAGCCAGAGCGGGCGGAGCGGCGCCCGCCACGGCGCGCCAGGGAUGGGCGGAGCCGCCCGCCUCCAAGCGCGGCUGUGCCCGCCCCCCGUAUCCCACACUGCCCCGGGACCGGAAGGGCAUCUGCGGCUUCCGCAACCUUCCCCGCCACUCCGAGCAGUCUCUCAUUCGAGCUGGUGGCGAUCUGGUGUCUUUGCUUGUUAUGGCCGCUGCCGUCGCUAUGGAGACAGAUGAUGCUGGAAAUCGACUUCGGUUUCAGUUGGAGUUGGAAUUUGUGCAGUGUUUAGCCAACCCAAAUUACCUUAAUUUUCUUGCCCAAAGAGGUUACUUCAAAGACAAAGCUUUUGUUAAUUAUCUUAAGUACUUGCUUUACUGGAAAGAACCAGAAUAUGCCAAGUAUCUAAAGUACCCUCAGUGUUUACACAUGUUAGAACUGCUCCAAUACGAACACUUCCGAAAGGAGCUGGUGAAUGCUCAGUGUGCGAAAUUUAUUGAUGAACAGCAAAUUCUACACUGGCAACACUAUUCCCGGAAGCGGAUGCGCCUUCAACAAGCCUUGGCAGAGCAGCAACAGCAAAAUAACACAUCAGGAAAAUGAAAAGCUGGAUACAGACUCUUAAGACAUGUAUAUAACGUAUUUCUUUUGUACAGCGAAGACAAAAGACUUCCUACCUACCUUUAUUGUGGUAGCACCUAAAACCUUUAGUGUGUUUUUUAUCCAACUAACUUUUUAUUGUUAAUAGACUAUUUCUGUUAAACCAGAAUUGUUCUACUUUGA